This is a messenger RNA of Podarcis lilfordi (Lilford's wall lizard), 423 nucleotides long. The record is from the annotation of a GenBank genome assembly. Lineage: Eukaryota; Metazoa; Chordata; Lepidosauria; Squamata; Lacertidae.
AUGCUCAUCAUCCUUGCUCGGUGCUCUUUCCUUCCUGUUUGUGUCCGUCUCCUGCUCUUGGAAUAUUCCCCCAGGGGUGAUUUGUUUUGGGAGGCGAUGGCCACGCAGAGGCAUCCCACUGGUGUCGUUGGCCAGGCUGCUUGCACUGGAAAACUUGAGAAAGCAGGCUGCCAAGUCUUGCGCUGGGCCUGCUGCCAACUCUCUUUCUUGGGGUUCUGGCAUCCUUUUUGUGUGUUGUCGGCGGCAAGAUUUUUGAUACUUGAUCAAGACAUGCAGCUUUGUACGUUCCGUCAGAGACACGUCCGCUCACGGCUUCUGUCCUUGUUGCUUCUCAGUGGGUCGUGUUUUAAAAAUGUGAUUUCACACCCCUGCAUCAGAGAUAAAACUCACACACACACACGUGCAUACUGCAAUCAAACUUAA